Molecule: messenger RNA, 1219 nt
Organism: Medicago truncatula (barrel medic)
Lineage: Eukaryota; Viridiplantae; Streptophyta; Magnoliopsida; Fabales; Fabaceae
Product: BOI-related E3 ubiquitin-protein ligase 1
Exons: 3
Coding region: 254-1135 (293 amino acids)
Biological process (GO): regulation of programmed cell death
Molecular function (GO): ubiquitin-protein transferase activity
Source: RefSeq, a predicted model, not a curated record
GCCUUAAAUAAACGAGACUUAUUCACUGCGCUGCCUGAUUCCCGACUCAUCUGCCAGCCCAAGUGCAUGCUUUGUUAUUAGCACUCCAUUAUAUAUACUCCUUUUUCUAAUUAAGAAACCCAUUUUGUUUCCCCAUUCAUAUUCUCUUUUGUAUAAUAUCACAAGCAACCAAACUCAUAUUCAUAACAUCUCACUCACAAAUCACAAUACCAAUACCAAACAAACUCUCUUCUCUUCAUUCUUCUCAAUUCUCAUGGCAGUUGAACCUCCUCACAUGAAUUUCUUCUCUCCACAGUCACAAAUCAAUCACAGAGAUAUAACCAAAUUCAAUCAACAAUUCUAUAAUGCUUCCAUGAAUGGUGCUAUUCACAUGCCUAUGUCUUCAACAAUCCCUGAAUCGUUCUUUCCUUUUCAUCAACCAUCUUUCUGUGAACCAAAAGCUGAUAGUACUGUCACCUAUCACAUCCCUGAUUCAAGGAAGCGUUUCAGAGAUUCCACUGAAGAAUCAUACACUCAGAAAAAUAUCAAACUCUCAUCUCAACCUUCCUUUGUUGAUCAGAAUCUCCUUUAUCAUCUCCAAAAUCAACAAUCUGAAAUCGAUCUCUUCAUUGCUCAACAUACAGAGAGAGUGAGAAUGGAGAUAGAAGAGCAAAGAUUGAAGCAAUCAAGAAUGCUACAAGCGGCAAUCCAAGAAGCAGUAACAAAGAAACUGAAGCAAAAAGAAGAAGAGAUUCAGAGAAUGGAGAAACAAAAUCUAAUGCUUCAAGAAAAAGCGAAAACACUGAUUAUGGAGAAUCAGAUUUGGAGAGAAAUGGCUUUGACAAACGAAUCUGCUGUAAACACGUUACGUAACGAAUUAGAACAAGUUCUGGCGCAUGUUGAGAAUCACCGUAACGAUGACGAUGCAGCGUCGAGUUGUGGAAGUAACCACCAUGUCAAGGAGGAGGUGGUGGUGGAAGAAGCGUCAUCGCCGGUGGUUGGGAAGUUGUGCAGCGGUUGUGGGGAAAGGGAGUCAGUAGUGCUGUUACUGCCAUGUAGGCAUUUGUGUUUGUGUACAAUGUGUGGGACCCACAUUCGUAAUUGCCCUCUUUGUUUCUCUGGAAUUAAUGCUAGUGUUCAUGUAAAUUUUUCUUAGUUUAAUCUUUUAGUUUUAACAUUCAUUGUGAAUUUUGAACCAUAUAAUUUUUUUUUGGUUAUAAUAGAUGCAUUUAAAUUUGAA